Messenger RNA from Trematomus bernacchii (emerald rockcod), 1791 nucleotides. RefSeq names its product dipeptidase 2 (gene dpep2). Bases 155 to 1465 code for a protein of 436 amino acids. Lineage: Eukaryota; Metazoa; Chordata; Actinopteri; Perciformes; Nototheniidae. The transcript is spliced from 11 exons. Gene Ontology annotation, biological process: proteolysis. Gene Ontology annotation, molecular function: metallodipeptidase activity. The record is from RefSeq and is a predicted model, not a curated record.
CAAACUUUAUGAAUGCGUAUUAUUUUUGCUUGGACUUGAACGCAGCACUGAGUACAUCUGCUCGGGUUUUGUUUUACUAGGGUGGAGAGCUGGAAAGUUCGCACUGUUUGAAUGCAGUUGUUGAACAAGCUGCUUUAAAACGUCCUGGCAUAAUAUGCCUUCUUGGGUAACAAGUGCUUCAAGCAGAUCCUGGAUGAAGUCUGUAGGACAUCUGGUGGUCCUCUCCUCUCUCUGUUGUUUUAUCUCUGGAUACUCUGACAGAGAUAGAGUACGUGACUUGAUGUCCAAGUAUCCUCUCAUUGAUGGUCAUAAUGACCUUGCUCUUCAGCUGAGGAAACUUCACAACAAUCGUCUGAGCCAAAUUGACCUUCAUAAUGUUAGCAAUGUGGCCACCGACAUCAACCGUCUCCAAGCAGGCCAUGUACAGACGCAGAUGUUUGCAGUCUAUGUGAUGUGUUGGGCCCAGGAGAAGGAUGCCGUGCGGCUGGCUCUGGAACAAAUAGAUGUGGUCCGACGCAUGUGCACUGAGUACCAGGACUUUGAGCUGGUCACAUCUACCCAGGAGAUUAAGCAUUCUGAAAUGAAACGUAAGAUAGCCUGUCUGAUCAGUCUUGAGGGGGGUCACUCCAUCGACAGCAGCCUGCCAGCCCUGCGGAUGUUUUACCAACUUGGGGUCCGCUCCAUGGCGCUCACACACACCUGCAAUACACCCUGGGCUGAAUCCUCUUCAAAACUGUACAAUGUCUAUCAAAGACAGAACAACAGCCUGACAAACUUUGGAAAGGCCGUGGUGGAGGAGAUGAACAGACUGGGAAUGAUAGUGGAUCUUUCCCACACUUCUUGGGAAACGGCCUCGGCGGCGCUGAAUCAUUCUAGGGCACCAGUUAUUUUUAGCCAUUCAUCUUCCUACUCCAUCUGCAACCAUGAACGUAACGUACCUGACUGGCUGCUGAAAGAGCUGAAAAAGAAGCAGGGGCUGAUCAUGGUGAACCUCCACAGCAAAUUCAUAUCCUGCAGGGAUGAAGCAAACAUCUCUCAUGUGGCUGACCAUUUUGACCACAUAAAGAAGGUGAUUGGAGCAGAGUCAAUAGGAGUUGGAGGGGACUAUGAAGGUGCUGUGAGCUUUCCUCGAGGGUUAGAGGAUGUGUCAAAGUAUCCCGCCCUGAUUCUGGAACUCCUGCAGAGGAACUGGACGGAGAAUGAGUUAGCUGAUGUCCUUCGAAGGAACUUCCUGCGAGUGUUCGAGGGGGUCGAGAGGGUCCGUGAUCAGUUGAAUAGCACCGGGCCCAGUGAGGUCCAGAUCCCCGUGGAGGAGGUGCAGAACCCGUGCAGGCUGGUCCUCAGACCUCCGGACACGAGAGACCACCCUGACCGGAGCGGAUCCUCCAGAGCCCGACAGGAACCAAAAGGUCUGCUGAUGCUCUCCAUCGUUCUGCUGCUCUCCAGCCUUCACAUGAUUCAAUGAGUGCUUAGAAAGUUCAGCUGCAGCUUGAUUUUUAAAGUGGAUUUUUUUUUUAAAUAAUACAUUAAAAAAAUAUAUACAUUUGACGUGUAACCCCAUUUGGGUUAAAAUGUUAAAAACCACCUCUGUAUAAAGUAUAUAUCUAUCUAUAUAUAUAACUAUACAUUAAUCAUCAUUCCUCUGAAAGGAACUCAGUUCGUUUUGGAGUUUAUUUAUUACAUAUUUAAUUUGUUGCUGAAUUUGUUGUAUCUUGGCUGACACCAUCUCUAUGAGAUAUAAUAAGUUAAAGGUGAAUAAUGACGCUGAUCAAUAAAACUGCACAAAUGCUA